AUGCCGAACUAUGACCAACACAUUCCUCAAGUCAACCGAGACAAUAUUGAACUUUUUAUUGCCGAACAACAGAUGUGCAACGAGCUUAACCCCUCACCCUGGCUCAAUGAUCCAAGAAUUAGAUUCAACCUGGACGGAAAGUACAUCGAUUGCAGAUGGGACCAACAGCUGGGAAAGAUCUUUUCCCUCUUCUCCACAGCCGAAUUCAAACACACCCCAUGUAUAAUGACUACUACUACAUUAUCGAGCGAAGGGAUAAUAGACGAGUUGAAGUUGUCCUCUACCAACAGCAGGUGGACGACUGGAAGCGAGAAUGUUUCGACGAGUGGGUCGGCCGGUCAAUCUCCGCCAAUAUGGAAUAUUACAGUACCCACACAGACCUCCCCAGACAUGAGCUUAUCACAUUCAUUCCCUUCCUUGACGCAGAUAAUUUCAGACACGGCGGGUGCGACGACUACGGAAUAUACACCGUAUAUAAUAAGCGAAGCGGAGGAGUUAUCGCUAGGUGGAGCUACGUCGAACUGCAAUCAGUAUGGAGACGAGACUUCGAUGGAUGCUUACUCCCAUCCGCCAGAAGAGAACGAGCAUGGGAGUUUACAAGAUGGAUUAUGGGACUGGAAUUCUUUACUUCAGUCCGCCGAAACCCUGAAUACCGACGCGCCAUCAAUACCGACCACUAUUUACCCGAGGCAUCACCGUGUGAGCCCCGAGUUAGUAGAAACGCCGAACCUAGCAGUGAUGAAGACGUUCGAGAACUGUCAGUACGAAUGUGGAACCUCAGUUGUGCUGACGGACAAGGAAAUAACAGAAAUGCUCGACAAAAUGGUAGAAGGCGACGUUGGCGACGCAGAGACCGAGUUGCACACGCAGGAAGACCGGGAAGACCCAUGCGAUGGGCAGAAGAUUGCUAUCCCGAACGAAGCUUAUUCAUUAGGCGAACUAAUCGAGCAGUCUGGAUCCGAAAUCUCGAUGCUCGCGACUAAAUGCCUAGGGAAGUACUGGCGAAAAGUUGCUCUUACCGUUUACUACUAUAACGAGGGACGAUCUAAAUGGAAUGAAACCCUCACGCCUCGUGACUAUUACAACAUGAAGAUAGGAAAAGGCAAACGACGACAAAGGCGAACAGAAAUAUAG
Molecule: messenger RNA, 1134 nt
Organism: Paraglomus occultum
Lineage: Eukaryota; Fungi; Glomeromycota; Glomeromycetes; Paraglomerales; Paraglomeraceae
Source: the annotation of a GenBank genome assembly